Notothenia coriiceps (black rockcod) is the source of this 457-nucleotide messenger RNA. RefSeq names its product sodium/hydrogen exchanger 9-like. Bases 32 to 457 code for a protein of 141 amino acids. The record is from RefSeq and is a predicted model, not a curated record. NCBI's taxonomy places the organism in Eukaryota, Metazoa, Chordata, Actinopteri, Perciformes, Nototheniidae. The transcript is spliced from 4 exons.
GUUUCCGAAAAGUUUGUCCUCGGUGUUGAAGAUGAAGAUGGAGCAAAGACAAGAAAAUACAACCUUAAUUCUACUUUCAGCAGCUAGCUUGGCACUUCUAACCAUCCUCACUGUGUGGAAAUCAAAACGGUGCAAAUAUAGACUUUUAAAUGAAACUGGAGGGGCAAUGUUUUAUGGCAUGCUCGUGGGGCUAACUGUGAAAUUCCUGUCAUUUUACCGGGGAGAAAACCUGGACAACAUGGAGGCAUUGUGCGAUUGCAGUGGUCUUAACAUCACUCCUCACUCCCUGACGGUUAACAUCACAUCUCAAUCUCCACUAAACGUUAGGAAAGUCAGUGAUGGAGUCCCAGCGCUCUCAACCCCUCAUAUGGAGACCUUUGAUCCCGAGUUCCUUUUCAAUCUGUUCCUGCCACCCAUCAUCUUCCACGGAGCUUACACCCUUAAUCAGGAGACAUAG